GGCUUAUUUGAUGUCUCUGGUUGAUGUGACAUAGUAAUUAGAAAUUACAAAAUGAGUGCGUGAGUAAUCAAUAUAUUCAUAACAGACAUCCUUGCAGAAACUCGAUUUACCAACUCUAACAUGAACUUGACAGUGACAAUACAUCGAGAUAAUGAGGUCAAUCAGGUAAUUAAGCAGUGAACUGAUACACACGGACGUGACUGCUGCAGAGCUCAACCAGCUAGAUAAGGUUAACUGCCUUAACCAAAAUAAACGCUGACAACGACGUCAAAGGGAAACAAAAGACUGUCAGAAUGGCAGAGGGCUUUUUGAUGGAAGUGUGUGUUGACUCCGUGGAGUCUGCUGUCAACGCCGAACGAGGAGGAGCAGGUAGACUUGAGCUGUGUUCCAGUCUUAUGGAGGGAGGACUCACUCCCAGUCUAGGUCUUCUGCAGGUAGUGAAGCAGUAUGUCAAAAUUCCAGUCAAUGUGAUGAUCAGACCCCGCGGAGGGGACUUCCUGUAUUCAGACCAGGAUGUGGAGGUAAUGAGGAAGGACAUAGAGUUGAUGAAGAGUCAUGGGGCUGAUGGACUUGUGCUGGGAGCCCUUACAGAGGAUGGAAGGGUGGACACAGAGCUCUGCAUGGAGUUACUUGCUGCUGCCCGUCCUUUGCCUGUCACCUUCCACCGAGCUUUUGACAUGGUUCAUGACCCAGUGAUUGCUCUGGAGACUCUGGUGUCAUUAGGGUUUCAGCGUGUGUUGACGAGUGGCUGUGACAGCUCUGCUUUGGAAGGACUCCCUCUUAUUAAACGCAUCGUUGAUCAAGCUAAAGGGAGAAUUAUCAUAAUGCCAGGAGGGGGGAUCACAGAGAGGAACCUGCAGAGAAUUCUAGAGGGGUCAGGGGCUCAAGAGUUUCAUUGCUCAGCCCGCUCCAAUCGAGAUUCUGCCAUGAAAUUCAGGAAUUCCUGUGCGAUGAUGGGAGCUGCUUUCUCAGCACCUGAGUACAGCUUGAAGGUGGCAGAUGUCAGCAAAGUUCGCACACUUAAUGCAAUUGCCAGAAAUACCUUGUGAAAAUGUACCAGACAGUCCUGACAGACAACAAAAGAGAUACCUCAAAAAUGAUCAUGAGUAAUUAUACUGAUAUGUCAUCAUUUGUUUUCACAAAAUCCCAGAAUAAGCGGACAUUUCAGAAUUGCCACAGAGUGCCUUUUUUCUGAUUUCAAUCAGUCUGAACAGUCCUUAUAACAUUAGAGUGUAUGGGCAGCCCUAGAGCCUUCUGGGAUAUACCUGCAGUAUCUCACGGUGCUAAGAACUGUGCACAAUUUACAUGCAUUACUGUAAACCUUUGCGUGGCCUCAGAUAUAGUGUAGUAAAAUACAUAGUAGAUUGUUAAAUUAAACAUAAUCGUGUUCCUAUACUGUAACUAAAGAAAAGCACUAAUCGGUGCUGCUGGUGCAGAACAGUAUGUUUUCCAGUUGCCAUAUAGCGGCCUAUAUUUAUUUACAGCACUCCCUCUUUACAGUGGAACAUAAUGCAAAGAUGUGCCCUAAUGUACUUUAU
Molecule: messenger RNA, 1538 nt
Organism: Monopterus albus (swamp eel)
Lineage: Eukaryota; Metazoa; Chordata; Actinopteri; Synbranchiformes; Synbranchidae
Gene: cutc
Product: cutC copper transporter homolog (E. coli)
Exons: 9
Coding region: 294-1049 (251 amino acids)
Molecular function (GO): copper ion binding
Source: RefSeq, a predicted model, not a curated record